This is a messenger RNA of Penicillium hordei, 1059 nucleotides long. RefSeq names its product NmrA family NAD(P)-binding protein. Bases 1 to 1059 code for a protein of 352 amino acids. Lineage: Eukaryota; Fungi; Ascomycota; Eurotiomycetes; Eurotiales; Aspergillaceae. The record is from RefSeq and is a predicted model, not a curated record. The transcript is spliced from 2 exons.
AUGACACAACCGCAGAAGACCAUUGCCGUGGUCAACGCGACAGGCCGGCAAGCGGCCUCACUGAUCCGCGUCGCGUCCGCCGUGGGGUACUCAGUGCGCGCGCAAAUCCAUUCCCUGAAAGGCGUCAUCGCACCAGAACUCCAACAACUCCCCAAUGUAACCCUCCUGCAAGGCCCGCUGCUCGGCAACAUCGCCCUGAUGGACGAGCUCUUCAGAGGCGCCCAGCUCGCCUUCAUCAAUACCACCUCCCAGUCCGGCGACGAGGUCGCCAUCGGCCGUGACCUAGCAGACGCUGCAAAACGUUCCGGCUCAAUCCAGCACUACAUCUACAGCAGUAUGCCGGAUCAUUCUGUUCAUGGUCCUUGGCCUGCGGUCCCGCAGUGGGCGCCGAAGUUCACAGUCGAGAAUUACGUCCGUCAGCUCGGAAUGCCGGCUACUUUCGUCUACGCUGGUAUCUACAAUAACAACUUCACGAGCUUGCCAUACCCGCUCUUCCAGAUGGAGUUACUGGCAGAUGGGAGUUUUGAGUGGCGUGCGCCGUUUGAUCCUGAAAUUCCGUUGCCGUGGCUGGAUGCCGAGCACGAUGUUGGUCCGACUCUGCUGCAGAUUUUCAAGGACGGCACAAAGAAAUGGAAUGGUCAUCGUAUUGCUCUCACCUUCGAGACCCUCUCCCCGUUGCAGGUGUGCGCAGCAUUCUCGCGAGCCCUGGACCGUCCAUGCCAGUACGUCCGCGUGCCCAAGAUCGAGAUCAAGGUCAACAUCCCACCUGGAUAUCGAGAACAGCUCGAAGCGCUGGAGGAGCUAUUCGGCAGAUGCGAUGCCCCCUACUUUCCACAGCCGGAGUUCUCACAGCCCGCCGCGGGCUCACCAAAGGGUCUUGGACCGGCGGGUGGAAAGGGCGCCGGUGCAGGGAUGAUGCAAGGGCCUGGCGGUGUUAUCUCGCUUCGGGUGACAGACGAGUCUCGACAUCUCUGGCAGGGCUGGCGCGAUAUGGAAGAGUAUGCGCGUGAAGUGUUCCCUGUGGAAGAAGAGGCUAAUGGUCUUGACUGGAUGGUUUGA